CAAACUGCAACAGGAUAAAAGAACCGGAAUAUAGAAAUAAAAGGAAAAAUCAGCUGCUGGAUCAUGCGUAAUGGUGCAUCAUAUCAAACCAUGGGUGACUCAAGCGCCACAGCAAAGGGAAAUAACCCACGUUGCUGUAACUCCAUCAUGGCCAAACAGGACAACCAGACUGACAUAAAGAACACAGAGAAAACCUCUGAAAAGCAGCAGCCUCUCACAAUCUGCCUGUUCAGCGCAGCAUUCUUUGGGGCCCUGGGUUCAUCUUUUCUAUAUGGCUAUAACCUCUCUGUGGUCAACGCGCCUUCUUUGUACAUUAAAGCUUUCUACAAUAAGACCUGGAUGGAAAGAUAUGGGGAACCUAUUCUUCCAGAGACAUCCACUCUUCUGUGGUCCAUCACUGUGUCCAUAUUUGCCAUCGGAGGCCUUCUUGGAACUUUAUCAGUCUCUUCGAUUAUCAAAGUAGCAGGACGAAAGGGAACCUUGCUGCUGAAUAACUGCUUUUCACUGAUAGCUGCUUUAUUACUUUCACUGGGCGAGAUAUCAAAAUCUUUCGAGAUGCUCAUCAUUGGCCGGAUCAUUAUGGGGGUAAACUCAGGUAUAUCUCUGAGUGCCCUUCCCAUGUACCUGGGAGAAAUAUCCCCAAAACACAUCAGAGGUUCCAUUGGCCAGUUCAACUCCAUCCUAAUCUGCUUGGGAGUUUUCACAGGACAGGUGCUGGGCCUACCCGAGCUCCUGGGUCAGGAGUCCAGGUGGAACUACCUGUUCACUUUCCUGGCAUUUCCGUCAUUGCUGCAGCUGUGUGUCCUACCUUUCCUCCCUGAAAGUCCCCGCUACCUGCUGAUGGAAAGGAGGGAUGAGGCAGGAGCUGAGCGAGCUUUUCAGAGGUUUUUGGGGAAGACGGAUGUGUCCCAGGAGCUAGAAGAGGUCCACGUGGAGGCUCGAGCUCGGGACAGCCUGAACGCUGUGUCUGUGUUGGAGCUACUGAGGAGCCCAGCUGUUCGCUGGCAGCUCAUCACAAUCAUCAUCACCAUGGCCUGCUAUCAGCUCUGUGGCCUUAAUGCAAUCUGGUACUACACUAAUGGGAUCCUACGGGAAGCAGGCUUAGCAGAGAAUUUACUCCCCUACAUCACACUGAGCACAGGGGCUACAGAGACUCUAGCCGCCAUCAUCUCAGGUCUGGUGAUUGAGAGCAUUGGGAGAAAACCCCUCCUUAUAUUUGGUUUCUCCUCCAUGGCCAUAUUCUUCAGCCUGCUGACGGUUUUCCUAAAUUUCCAGGACAGUGCGUCAUGGAUGCCAUAUCUCAGUUACAUCUGCAUUCUUGCGGUUAUCGCAGGCUUUUGCUCUGGACCAGGUAAAACUAUCACUUCCCUUCAAACUGCUCUUGAAUAA
Molecule: messenger RNA, 1389 nt
Organism: Cyprinodon variegatus (sheepshead minnow)
Lineage: Eukaryota; Metazoa; Chordata; Actinopteri; Cyprinodontiformes; Cyprinodontidae
Gene: slc2a9l2
Product: solute carrier family 2 (facilitated glucose transporter), member 9
Exons: 11
Coding region: 64-1389 (441 amino acids)
Biological process (GO): monosaccharide transmembrane transport
Cellular component (GO): membrane
Molecular function (GO): hexose transmembrane transporter activity
Source: RefSeq, a predicted model, not a curated record